AUGCCUAAGGAAAAAAGUAUGACUAGAAACCUGAAUCAUGAUGAUGAUGCAUCUAGCAAGUACAGGUUCAAUACUUGGGACAAUAGAGUUGCAGUACCUUGGUCAGACCUUAACCAUGUUGUGUUGUUUUUAAUCAUGAUGAAAUUCGGAGUCAUUGAUUUUAUUUCAUUUAGUGGAGUUUGCAAGUCAUGGAGGUCACUUGCACUUGAUAACAAAAGCAGGUUUAUGGCAUCCAGACCACCCAUGUCGAUGUCGAUCUCUAAUCGUGCAUAUGAAAAAGAGUGCUACUGCAUCCUAGAGGACUUUGAAGAAAGAAAGUUCAAAACCCUCCUUCCCCAUUCCGUUGGAAGAAUUUGUGUUGGAUUAACUUGUGGUUACUUGGUCUUGUUCGGGAGGGAAACCCGUGACUUCUGGCUUGUGAAUCCUAUCACAAGGCAAGAACUUCAUUUCCCUGAUGUCCCUGACUAUCUACAUCGUGAUGUACCAAUAAUCAAGGCUAUCCUUGUCUUUUCACGUUCCAUAUCUGAAUUCGUGUUUGUGGUAGUACAUAAAUUCACCAAUAUAAUAUGGUUUUCUAUAUCGGGUAAAGGAGCAUGGAAUCAUGUCCACUCCACUUACCCCGUCCAUGAUUUACAUGCUUUCAAGGGGAAGGUAUACACCUUAACCAACGGUUGUCGUUUAUUUGAAAUGAGACUCAAUCCAGAGCCCGAAUUGACAUUACUUGACAUCGAGAAUUUUUGGAAGCCAAGUUUCUUAUAUCCUGAGUUUGUUGUGAAUUCAGGUGAAAACCUUUAUGUGAUGGAUCACAACGUAUUCAAUCCAUACAAGUUUGAAGAACUAGAUUUUGGCAAAAUGAUGUGGGUAACACUAGAAAAGACACUUACAUUCUUUAUUAGCAACUUGAAUUGUUAUUCUGCUGCUAUUAACCCAGAGUCGUGGGCAGACCAUCCGUCACAAUACAAAACAUAUUCUUUCUGCCAUGUCGACAGUAUUGAUAAAGAUCGAAAAUACAAGCUCUUUACUGACAUCAUGUGGUAUUUCCCCCAUCGUUGUUUGGAUGUUGAUCUCAUAGACUAG
Molecule: messenger RNA, 1077 nt
Organism: Lactuca virosa
Lineage: Eukaryota; Viridiplantae; Streptophyta; Magnoliopsida; Asterales; Asteraceae
Source: the annotation of a GenBank genome assembly